This is a messenger RNA of Chanos chanos (milkfish), 630 nucleotides long. RefSeq names its product calcyphosine-like b (gene capslb). The coding region runs from base 1 to 630 and encodes 209 amino acids. The transcript is spliced from 4 exons. NCBI's taxonomy places the organism in Eukaryota, Metazoa, Chordata, Actinopteri, Gonorynchiformes, Chanidae. Gene Ontology annotation, molecular function: calcium ion binding. The record is from RefSeq and is a predicted model, not a curated record.
AUGGCUGGAACAGCGCGGCAUGACCGGGAAAUGGCAGUAAAUGCGAAAAAACAACUACAAGCCUGCUCAGACCCAGUGGAGCGCCUGAGACUACAGUGUUUGGCUCGGGGCUCAGCGGGCAUCAAGGGUUUGGGCAGGACCUUUAAGAUCAUGGAUGAUGACGACAGCAGGACGCUUGACUUGAAAGAAUUUAUGAAAGGCCUAAAUGACUUUGGUGUACUCAUGGAGAAAGAGGAGGCCAUGGCGCUUUUUCAGCAGUUUGACAGGGAUGGCAGCGGACAGAUUGACUUUGAUGAAUUUCUCAUAACGUUAAGGCCACCCAUGUCCAAUGCAAGAAAAGAGGUGGUUUUACAGGCCUUUAGGAAGCUGGAUAAGACUGGUGACGGUGUAAUCACUGUUGACGACCUUAGAGGGGUUUACAAUGCGAAAUAUCACCCGAAAUAUCAAAAUGGGGAAUGGACGGAAGAACAAGUGUUCCGCAAAUUCCUUGACAGCUUUGACUCUCCCUAUGACAAGGAUGGAAAGGUCACAAAAGAGGAAUUUAUGAAUUACUACGCAGGUGUCAGUGCUUCCAUUGACACAGAUGUCUACUUUAUAAUAAUGAUGAAAAACGCUUGGAAACUUAACUAA